Messenger RNA from Strongylocentrotus purpuratus (purple sea urchin), 4443 nucleotides. RefSeq names its product inversin-like. Gene Ontology annotation, molecular function: protein binding. Gene Ontology annotation, cellular component: cytoplasm; nucleus. NCBI's taxonomy places the organism in Eukaryota, Metazoa, Echinodermata, Echinoidea, Camarodonta, Strongylocentrotidae. The coding region runs from base 369 to 3335 and encodes 988 amino acids. The transcript is spliced from 20 exons. The record is from RefSeq and is a predicted model, not a curated record.
UACCUGUACAAUGUACUUUUAUACCACACUUGAGCGAGCAUGAAUCAUUGACUAGCCUGCAGGGACAAUAGACCCCUUUGUCUACCUACAAAACAGCUUUAGAGUUUCAAAGGAAAGAACUCUUGCAAACAAAUGAAUCCUCAAUAAGUACUAGUGGUUGCCAUCUGUAGAUCAUACAGUAAGUCAUUCUCUACCUUAGGUUGUUGUAUGAUCUGCAUUUGCUUCUUGGACUAUCAUAUUCAUGCCAAGGAGCUGGCUUGCCUUCUGUGUCCAGUUCUUUGAAGGAGAGAGAGAGAGGAGCCUUUAUUCUGAGCAGAUGUUUUUUAAAGAAAGAAUAAGUUGAUAGUAAAUAUACAUGAAUUUAGUUUAUGCCUGCUUCUGAAGACUUGCUCAAAAUGUUUUCAUGUUUUGUAAAGACAUCUGGUAAUAUGAAAAGACACAACGCAGAGGUGGCCCCAUUACAAGUAGCAUCAGGAGUCAAGUCAAUCCCUGAUGUUAAGGGGCAGGUCCCCUCCCAUGGGCGUGGAGGCGGGGUACUGGAUUCCAAGACAUCCCUCCAGAGAGAGGCAUCGCCCACCACACAGAUACAUGCUGCAGCAGUCAAUGGCCAGAAAACAGCUCUACAAAAGCUUCUCAAAACUUACCCCAAAGAAGUUGACCAGGCGGACCAGUUUGGCCGGACACCUCUCAUGUUUGCUGUGCUUGCUGACCGGCUGGACUGCGCUGAGGUCCUGAUCAAGAAAGGUGCCAAUGUAGACGCCAAAGAUAACGGUGGAAGAACAGCUCUGCACUGGGCUACUUACAAGGGAGUGUUUCGUCUGUGCAAGCUGCUGGUCUCAAAGGGAGCCUAUUGGAGGGAGAAGGACAAUGAGGGACAGACGUGUCUUCACUUUGCCACCAGGCACAAAGAUACCAGAUGCCUUGCGCUCAUCAUGAAACAACUCUUGCCAGGAGAAGUGGACGAGCAAGAUAAUUCCAAGAGAACUGCUCUGCAUUGGAGCGCAUCAUAUGGGAAUGAGGAAGCAGUCAGAAUGCUUGUAAAACAUAGCUCCAACAUUGGUAUACCGGACACUGAUGGGAAGACCCCACUCCACUGGGCAGCAAACGCAGGGGAUUCCCCCACGGCUAUUAACACCGUUCAGCACAUACUGGAAACUGAACCGAGCGUGGUCAACUGGCAGGACUACGAGGGUAGGACGGCACUCCAUCUGGCCGUCGCUAAUGGCAACGCUGCGAUAGUCCAACGCCUAGUCGAUUUUCAGACCCCACUGGUCAAGUGCAACAUCUCCGUCCUGGACAACAUGUUUCGCACCCCUCUCCACUGGGCGGCGGUCCUAGGCCACACCCAUAUGGUCAACAUGCUGCUGGACAAGAAUGCCAACUACAGCUGCUCGGACUCCAAUGGUGCCACGCCCUUACAUUAUGCAGCACAGAAUAAUCAUACGGAGACUGUGGAGGUGUUUCUCCAGAGAGAAGGAAUCACGGACGAGCCUGACCUGGAAGGAAGGUCAGCGCUCAUGUGGGCUGCUGGGAAGGGAGCCGACGGGGUCAUAGAGGUCAUGAUGAGAUACAAGCAGGAUAUCAACGCUACUGAUAAAACUGGAGCCACAGCUCUCCAUGCUGCAGCUAUGUCAGGGCAUGCAAGUACAGUGGAAGUUCUUUUGCAGCACGGUGCAGCAGUUGAUGUAGUGGAUCAGACCAAACACACACCUCUCUUCAGAGCAGCCGAAAUGGGUCAUACAGAGGUCAUGAAGACAUUAGCCAAAGGUGGAGCUCAAGUCAAGGUAGUAGACCAAGAAGGCAGAUCUCCACUUCACUGGGCUGCUUUGGGAGGCCACACCUGUGUCUGUUACCACCUCAUGACCCAUGACAUCAGUCCCAAUGUCCAGGACAAUGCAGGCCGUACCCCUCUCCAGUGCGCUGCUUACGGGGGAUUUAUCCGCUGUAUGACCCUACUCCUGGAGCAUGGCGCAGACCCUAAUCUACAGGAUAAUGAGGGGAUGACGGCUCUUCACUGGGCGUGUAGUACAGGAUACCUAGAUGCUACCAGGUUAUUACUAGAUCAUGGGGCUUUCCCUAAUCACAUGGAGCUGACAGAGGACCGCUUCACACCCCUUGACUACACCCUCCUCAACGACCACCAUGAGGUAUCGCAGUACAUGGUGGAACAGGGCGCUCUCUCUAUCACCGGUAUCAGGGACAUGGCUGCCACUCGUAUACAAUGUCGUUUCCGAGGUUUCUGUGUUCGCAAGACCUUUGUUGAGAGAAAGAAGCUGUUGAUGAAACAUGAACAGCUGAGAAAAGAUGCAGCAGCAAAGAAACGUGAGGAGCAGAGCAAAAAGGGCGAUAACCCCGAUUCCUCCUCCACACCGUUAAGCUCCCAAAGUCAAGACCGCAUCUCAACGUCGAAUCAAGAGAUGCUCCCGCCUCCGCAGGAUCGAACCCAACUCCAAGAGAAUGGAUGGACUCAAGAGAAUGCUAACACCAACAACAACAACAACAGUGCUGUCGAUGCAUCUGUGAAUUUGUCGGAGGGUUUUGCUCCAUCGAGUGAAACGCUCUCCAGAGACGAGGAUGGAGAGAAGAUGGGUGUUGCCAUGAACAUAGGACCACCGUUGCUAGGGAGUGGUAACCCAUGUUCAGUACCACUGGAGGAGGCGGGGGAUGAGGAAGGUCAGCUGAGGAUCCUGAACGAGAGGAGGAAGGUGGUGAGUAAGGAGAGACUGAGGUUAGCCGACAUGAGGAGAAAGAACAGAGCUGCUACCGUCAUUCAGAACAAGUGGAGAAACUACAGACAAUGCAACACCAAGAUGAUGCACACUGUCCAUGCGGUGCAGCUCAGGCGGUUGUUGAGAAAGGACGAGGAUGUGUGGGAGCGUCAGAUAGCGGCCUGUACCAUCCAGCUCGCUUGGCGGCGCUUUUACCGUCGCAAGCUUCUCAAAGCACUGGGGGGUAACAAGGCUCUCGUCCACACCUACGAUCCGGAGAUCAUGGCUCUUAGACAGCAACUGACCCUCCAGAAAGUAUAUGGAAGUACCACAGAGGCAAAAGAGUGGUUCCCUGGUCCACUGGAGAGAAAGAAUCGUCCAGAUUACAUGAAGUACAUUCCUUCACCUGCAGCUAUGUCGUACAACUUUGCCGUGGAGCAGUAUAUGCCUGACCACCACAAGACCAUGUCCAGUGGCUUGGACCACAUCACCUUGCAGAGGGCUGUCGGGAAUGGUCAACAUGACCGAUCAAUGGCUUUAGAUGAAGCGGAUGAAGCCUUCUUGUGCCAAUCACAUGGUAAUCUUGGCCAAAGUGGUGCUCCCUAUUCCUACAAUCUGAACGACUGAAUAGUUUAGACAGUGAUACAUAAGGCCUUCAUGCAUUAUCCAAUGGGAAUGUCUACGCCAAAGAGACGCUUGCCAUGGAUUUUACCUGUAUGACUAGACAGUGUUACGCAGUGCUACUUGUAGAUGAAGUGUGAUGCUCCUGUACUGCCCUCAGGUACUUUUACUCGUGUUUACAAUAUUGCUUGAUAGAUUGUUGUAUGACACUUGCAACGAUUGCUGCACAGUCAACCCUAGUCUGCAAGCACAGACCCUAAUUUGACACUGUAUCAAAAAAUCAUUGUGCCUUGAGAGAAGCCUAGCCCAGCUACCUACUGGUUGUGUCAGGAGCAGCUUUAGUACAUGGCCUAUGGUAGUCUUAUAGUGCAGACUCUCUUUUACGACUGACCAGGGUUUGUGCCUGCAAACUAAGUCAACCCCUUAUACAAACUCAAUUCUGAGCUUGAUGAAAUAAACCAUAGAGCAAAAUGUUGCAGGACAGCAUGUAUUGGAUCAUCAAUUUUUUUUUCUUCACUUCAACAACAUAAUGAGAAAGAUACUGUGUAAAAAAAGGCCUUUGAAUAACGCCUUAGAAUUGCCUAUUCAUGUUAGUGCCUGUAGGUCAUACAUGUUUAUAUAGUAUGUAUUCUUUGAGUAAAGGCCCUUCAAAAGAAGUCAUUGAAAAAAAAAUUGGCCUGUGAUGAUGGCCCAUGUAAAAUAUCCUUCUUAAAAGAUGAAAUAACAAUAAGAAAGUAGGGGGAAACAAGUCCUCUAAGACCUUGAUAAUUGCAGCUGGCUGAUUUUUAUCUCAUGGCUGCUUUGUGUUGUGCAUAACAUGUACCAUCAAGUACCAGUAUUAUUAAUCAGUAUCUAUGAUAUGAGUUUGUGAUAAGUAGGUACUACAAAGCUCUCAACUGGAUGUAUUUUGUUUUUUUGUUUAGAAAUAAGAGGUCAAGGGUCCUUGAAAACCAUUGAAAGGGCAGUGGAAGGAAAGCAACUAAAUUGAAGUGGUUGAAUGGAUUAUGCAGGCUUGUUAAUUUAUCUUAAAGGGAAAGUCCACCCUGAUGAUAGGUUGGUUUUAAUAGGAGCAGAACAAAAUGAGAGGAAAAAGUUCAGUGAAAGUUUGAGCAAA